Molecule: messenger RNA, 962 nt
Organism: Epinephelus moara (kelp grouper)
Lineage: Eukaryota; Metazoa; Chordata; Actinopteri; Perciformes; Serranidae
Gene: dut
Product: deoxyuridine triphosphatase
Exons: 6
Coding region: 400-909 (169 amino acids)
Biological process (GO): dUMP biosynthetic process; dUTP catabolic process
Molecular function (GO): magnesium ion binding; dUTP diphosphatase activity
Source: RefSeq, a predicted model, not a curated record
UUAUAUGAACUCUCGCGAGAACUUGUUUGUGCGACGCAAUGUGGUGACGCCAAUGUUGCCAUAGUUACAGAGUACACUUACUUCCUUGCCGAUUUACUUAUUACACGAUUUAUUAUGUCAGUGCAGUUAAUGUAGCAGUUCUGUAGCAGGUUAUAUAAGCUACUAGAGUUACUAUCACUUUGUGUUGUGGUGUAUAAUACUUUAACUGUUCAAAGUAACGUGAUUUAGGGGCGGGGCUAAUUUGGCGCAACUUGCAGCGCGGGAAAUUCGUUUUUAAAUAGCAAGAGCGCCAAGAAACUGGAACAGAAGCGUCAGAGGAUUUUAGCUGUGCAGUAGUGUCUCCAAUAGUUAGCUUUUAGUUCGUAAAAAUCGUUUUUUAACUGUGCAAACUCUGCCAACAUGCCUGUCCUGGAAUUCACAGACGCAUCUGCAAUCUCUCCAUCAAAGAGAGCAAGGACAGAGACAAAGCCUGCAGAAGACAGACCUGUCCUCAAGUUUGCUAAACUGUCUGAGCAUGCCACGACACCUACCAGAGGAUCCACUAAAGCUGCGGGAUAUGAUUUGUACAGUGCAUAUGAUUACACCAUUGGUCCUAUGGACAAGGCCGUUGUGAAGACAGACAUCCAGAUUGCAGUCCCACAUGGCUGCUACGGAAGAGUUGCACCAAGAUCUGGACUGGCAGCAAAACACUUCAUUGAUGUUGGUGCUGGGGUUGUAGAUGAAGACUACAGAGGGAAUGUGGGAGUUGUGCUCUUCAACUUCAGCAAGGAGACAUUUGAUGUGAAAAAGGGCGACAGAGUUGCGCAGCUGGUGUGUGAGAGAAUCUGUUACCCAGAACUGGAGGAGCAAAAGACACUCGAUGAGACGGAGCGUGGAGACGGAGGCUUUGGAUCAACCGGACGCAACUGAAAGCAAUAAAUAUAUGUUAGAUGUAUAUGUUAAAUAAAGUUUGUGGGUUUGUA